Gopherus evgoodei (Goodes thornscrub tortoise) is the source of this 984-nucleotide messenger RNA. It is a transcript of the gene MITD1, whose product is annotated as microtubule interacting and trafficking domain containing 1. Bases 119 to 871 code for a protein of 250 amino acids. Gene Ontology annotation, cellular component: midbody. The transcript has 7 exons. Gene Ontology annotation, biological process: midbody abscission. The record is from RefSeq and is a predicted model, not a curated record. NCBI's taxonomy places the organism in Eukaryota, Metazoa, Chordata, Testudines, Testudinidae.
GACCACCUCCCCCACCCCUUCUGGCUGCCGGAAGUGGCGGCUGCUGUUGGAGCGCGCGAGCUUGGUCCAGCUGGGGGUUCGAUGCUCGCCGGGUGCCGCUUCCUGUCCGCCCGCCCCCAUGUCCCAGGCCGGUCCGGGCGCCGUGGCCUCGCUGGAGCCCCCGGCGGUGGCGACGCUGAAGCGGGCGGUGGAGCUGGACUCGGCGUCCCGCUUCCAGGAGUCGCUGGUGUGUUACCAGGAGGGGAUCGACUUGCUGCUGCGGGUGCUGAAAGCUACAAAAGAUGAAACAAAAAAAGCUCACUACAGACAAAAAAUAUCUGACUACAUGGAGAGAGCUGAAGCAAUUAAAAAACAUAUUGAAAAAGAAAGAGAAGAUGGUAAAUACCACCAGCAAAUUAAAAUUGAAGAAAAUGCAACUGGUUUCAGCUAUGAGAAGGUUUUCCAAGACUACCUUAAUGAGACUGUUACAGAAGUUUGGAUAGAGGACCCAUACAUUAGACAUGUUCACCAGUUCUACAACUUCUUACGAUUCUGUGAGAUGCUUGUUAAGGGGCCCGGCAAAGUGAAAACUAUCCACCUUCUCACUUCCUGUGAUGAAGGCAGUGGAAAGAGUCAGCAGACAAAUAGUCUAGAAGAAAUAAAGCAAUCACUAAAGAACUAUGGCAUAACACUGAAUGUCUCAUUUUCAUCUUCAAUUCAUGAUCGAGAAAUAAGAUUCAACAAUGGAUGGAUGAUUAAGAUUGGAAGAGGGCUUGAUUAUUUUAAGAAACCACAGGGUCGUUUUUGCCUUGGAUACUGUGAUUUUGAUUUGAGACCAUGUCAUGAAACAACAGUGGAUGUCUUUCAUACUAAACAUACAAAGAAAACAUGACCAAAUAUUUCUGUUGUUUACUUACUGCUCUUACAAGUUUUAAAUGCCUGCUUUUAAUUUCUCUCAAUUACAUGUAGUGUACAUAUUUUAUGGAAUAAACUUUAUAUUUUUGA